AAACAUCUAACUUCAUCAUCUAGUACCUGCUGGGAAGACACUGAGCCAGUUUAACUCAUGCCUGGGUGAUGGUGUCAAGAAGAGGAAAGAUAGCCCAAGGAAUCACACCCAUGGAACCAACAAACAAAACCAGUGCAUCUCAAUUCAUCCUCCUGGGACUCUCAGAAAAGCUGGAGCAGGAGACGUUUCUCUUUUCCCUGUUCUUCUGCAUGUACCUGGUCACGGUCGUGGGGAACCUGCUCAUCAUCCUGGUCAUCAGCAUAGACUCCCACCUCUACACCCCCAUGUACUUCUUCCUGGCCCACCUGUCCCUGGUUGAUUUCUGUCUGGCCACCAACACCAUCCCCAAGAUGCUGGUGAGCCUUCAAACCGGGAGCAGGGCCAUCUCUUAUCCCUGCUGCCUGAUCCAGAUGUACUUCUUCCAUUUCUUUGGCAUUGUGGACAGCGUCUUAAUCGCCGUGAUGGCUUAUGACCGGUUUGUGGCCAUCUGCCACCCGUUGCACUACGCCAAGAUCAUGAGCCCACGCCUCUGUGGCCUGCUGGUCGGCGCCCCCUGGGUGUUUUCCUGCUUCAUCUCACUCACUCACAUCCUCCUGAUGGCCCGUCUCGUUUUCUGCGGCAGCCACGAGGUGCCUCACUACUUCUGCGACCUCACUCCCAUCCUCCGACUUUCGUGCACAGACGCCUCUGUGAAUAGGAUCUUCAUCCUCAUUGUGGCAGGGAUGGUGAUAGCCACGCCCUUUGUCUGCAUCCUGUCCUCCUAUGCUCGCAUCCUUGAGGCCAUCAUGAAGGUCCCCUCUGCAGGCGGCAGAAAGAAAGCCUUCUCCACCUGCAGCUCCCACCUGUCUGUGGUUGCUCUCUUCUAUGGGACCACCAUUGGUGUCUAUCUGUGUCCCUCCUCGGUCCGCACCGCUGUGAAGGAGAAAGCUUCUGCGGUGAUGUACACAGCAGUCACCCCCAUGCUGAACCCCUUCAUCUACAGCUUAAGGAACAGAGACCUGAAAGGGGCUCUCAGGAAGCUGGUCAACAGAAAGAUCGCCUCAUCUUCCUAACCACCAGGACUCGAGAACUUCUGGGGGAUAGAAUAUAUACAUCUGGGGGUCUUGGGCUAACAUCUGGAAUUGCAUGAGUUGAAGAGUAGGCACUUUGAAUUUUAUUAUCAUUAUUAUUUAGAGAUGGGGUCUCACUAUGUUGCCCGUGCUGGAGUGCAGUGGCGUGAUCAUAGCUCACUGCAGCUUCAAACUUCUCUCGUUUCUGCGUUGUUUUACUAGAGACAGAGUCUCACUAAUUUGGCCAGGCUGGUCUGGAACUCCUGGGCUCAAGCAAUACUUCCCCCUCAGCCUCCUAACGUCCUAGGAUUACGGGUGUGAGCUACCAUGCCGAGCCUCACUUUGAAUUUUUUGUUUGUUUUUGUUUUUGUUUUUGUUUUUGUUCCAGGCUGGAGUGCAGUGGCAUGAUCACGGCUCAUUGCAGGCUUGACCUCCCUGGCUCAAGCGAUCCUCCCACCUUAGCCUUCCAAGUAGCUAGGACCAUAGGCACGUACCACUGUGCUCGGCUAAUUUUUGUAUUUUUUGUACAGACAGGGUUUUGCCAUACUACCCAGCCUGCAGAAGUUUCAUGGGAAAUCUCAGGUUGGUCUGGUAACUGUUUUUCUUUUUGUUUUCUUUUUUGUUUUUGAGGCAGAGUCUCAUUCUGUCACCCAGGCUGGAGUGCAAUGGCAUGAUCUCUGCUCACUGCAACCUCCGCCUCCGGGUUCAAGCGAUUCUCCUGCCUCACCCUCCAGAGUAGCUGGGACUACAGGUACCCAUCACCAUACCCGGCUAAUUUUUGUAUUUUUAGUGGAGACAGGGUUUUACCAUGUGGGCCAGGCUGGUCUCGAACUCCUGACCUCAAAUGAUCCACCCACCUUGGCCUCCCAAAGUGCUGGGAUUACAGGCGUGAGCCACCACGCCUGGCUGGAAAGGCCAUUUGAGGACACAGUGAAAGGGGGUCUAUCUGCCACGGAAGAAAGACUUCACCAAAAACCAAUCCCAACAGCACGUCGAUCUUGGGCUUCUGACCUUCAGAACCAUGAGACAAUCCACUUUGCUUAUUUAGCCACCCAGUCCGUGGUGUUUUGUUAUAACCAGCCCUGGCCAAAUAACACAGUGACCAUGAGGGCAGGAGUCUUAGGAAGAUGUCAACACGUGAAGGAGUGAAAUGCCGCCAUGUGGUUCUGUGGCUGGACCUACUCUGUCUCCAAACUCUGUUAGGAAAGAUAAUCAUUCUGGGCUCUGUUGCCUGGGCUGGAGUGCAGCGGCACGAUUAUAGCUCACUGCGGUCUUGACCUCCUGGGCUCAAGCAAUCCUCCCACCUCAGCCUCCCAAGUAGUUGGGACCAGAGGCAAGCAGCACUAUGCCUGGCUAAUUUAUUUUUAUUUUUAUAUAUUUUUAGUAGAGACGGGGUCUCACUAUGUUGUCCAGGCUGCUCUCAAACUCCUGGGCUCAAGCCAUCCUCCCACCUCAGCCUCUCAAAAUGCUG
Molecule: messenger RNA, 2520 nt
Organism: Pongo pygmaeus (Bornean orangutan)
Lineage: Eukaryota; Metazoa; Chordata; Mammalia; Primates; Hominidae
Gene: OR1M1
Product: olfactory receptor family 1 subfamily M member 1
Exons: 2
Coding region: 69-1052 (327 amino acids)
Biological process (GO): G protein-coupled receptor signaling pathway
Cellular component (GO): membrane
Molecular function (GO): olfactory receptor activity; G protein-coupled receptor activity
Source: RefSeq, a predicted model, not a curated record